CCUAUACAUUUCUUCGCGCUUAUUAUGUCAAUUUUUAUAUAUGUUCCACCUUUCGCUCGUAAAGCUGCAAAAAUAUUUAGUGUAGGAAUCAGAGCUUUCUGUACUAUACAUAUUACAAAUGAAUAUAUAAUAGAAAUAACUCAGUGUUUAGGACCUUCAAUGCUUCCAACUUUAAAUAUGGUUGGAGAUUUCAUUGCAUUGGAACGCAUGACUCAUAAAUUGAAACUACUUGAAAUCGGGGAUGUGGUUGUUUGUGUGACCCCUACGGAUCCUUGGAGAUCAGUUUGUAAACGCAUUUUAGGAAUG
Molecule: messenger RNA, 306 nt
Organism: Scutellospora calospora
Lineage: Eukaryota; Fungi; Glomeromycota; Glomeromycetes; Diversisporales; Gigasporaceae
Source: the annotation of a GenBank genome assembly